AUGGCCGACAAGCUCCGCACGCUCCAGAACCUCGAGGCCUUGCAGGCGCGUUACGUCGGUACUGGCCACGCCGACACCACCAAGUACGAGUGGACGUCCAACAUCAUCCGGGACAGUUACGCCUCGUACAUCGGCCAUCCGCCUCUGCUGUCAUACAUGGCUGUGGGGAUGGGCGAUUCGAAGGAGAAAGUCCGUGCCAUGAUGAUUGAGAAGAUGGUCAGAGGUGCAGGGAAUCCGCCGGAGACGCAAGAAUAA
Penicilliopsis zonata CBS 506.65 is the source of this 255-nucleotide messenger RNA. RefSeq lists its product as hypothetical. Gene Ontology annotation, cellular component: precatalytic spliceosome; U2 snRNP. Bases 1 to 255 code for a protein of 84 amino acids. The record is from RefSeq and is a predicted model, not a curated record. Gene Ontology annotation, biological process: mRNA splicing, via spliceosome. The transcript is spliced from 2 exons. Lineage: Eukaryota; Fungi; Ascomycota; Eurotiomycetes; Eurotiales; Aspergillaceae.